GUCACAGUCUGCACUUGCACAGUAAGAUAAGUUUACGCUUCGGAAAUAAAAAAGUAAAGAAAUGUAAUAGUUGAAAUCAAAGCAAGUAUUAUGUUAUUUUUAAGGUUGUUGUGCUUAAUGUUCAUCCGUUUGUGGACUAUAUAUUCUAUCCAGACCACUCUCUGUCUGGGCGGAGAGGUUUUGGGACAGAGUGCCAGUUCCAGUAACUAGACUAUAUUCGGUAUGACUUUGGCUGGAAGUAGCAACAAAACGGACUGGUUUUGCCCGCGGUGUCACAAGGAGUCUGUUUUCCAAAGUGUACUUCGCUCAGGACUUUUUGUUAUUUGUCUGGUAGUGGUCUUGUCCAUGUACCCCCUGCUGAGACCUCUGGGGGUCCACAUCCAUUCCGCCAUCACUGGAAGCUACAUACCCGGCCACCACUCCAUCCUCCUGGUCAACUGUCCCAACGAGCAGGCUGCCAAGGACAUUGGCAGAGCUAUCAUGGAGAGGAGGAUGGCAGCGAGCAUCAACAUUCUACCCAGGACCUCCACUAUGUAUUACUGGAAAGGCGAUAUUCAAGAUGCUACAGAGAUACUCAUGAUGGUGAUGACAAGAACAUCCAAUAUCCCGCAGCUGACAGAAUAUGUGAGGUCUGUCCAUCCCUAUGAGAUCCCAGAGAUCCUGAGUUUCCCUGUGGAUGGUGGGAGUCUGGCCUACCUGAAGUGGAUGGACGAAGCUAUGCCCAAUGAUUGACAGCUCAUUUGACCAAUACCACUGGUCUGUCUGUGGCUGUUUGACCAGUGGCGUUACCGUGGGGUCAUAUGUUGCUUGCACAGCGUCCAAACCUGCCAAAGUUAACAUUGCCUGCAAGUAUGUGUUGUCGUGGAGAUCUGUGUUGUUGUAAGUGGUUUCCAUGGCAACCCUUGACCCGUAAUGUUCUCAUUGAAGUUUAGACUUACAGAUUAGUAUAAGAACUGUCCACAAGGAGAUGCUGAAACAGGAAGCAGUUAACUUGUAUGUUGAUUUCAUUGUGUUUCAUUAACUUUAUUUCCGGAAAAGUAAUCUCAGCUAAUUGUCUUAAAAAUAUAUACUGUAUAUAAAAACAUUUUUGCAUACUGUGAUUUUAUUCGAUUUCUCAGAAUAUAUCUGCUACCUAUUUCAGAUAUGAAAUGUUUGCAUAUUUGGAGUUUAUAACAUAUAGGUAUAUUUAUAAAACGUGAAUUAAAUAACUAUUUUACUAUCA
Messenger RNA from Osmerus eperlanus (European smelt), 1222 nucleotides. Its product is annotated as protein CutA homolog. Lineage: Eukaryota; Metazoa; Chordata; Actinopteri; Osmeriformes; Osmeridae. Gene Ontology annotation, molecular function: copper ion binding. The record is from RefSeq and is a predicted model, not a curated record. The coding region runs from base 223 to 732 and encodes 169 amino acids. Gene Ontology annotation, biological process: response to metal ion. The transcript is spliced from 6 exons.